Salvia splendens (bonfire salvia) is the source of this 745-nucleotide messenger RNA. Its product is annotated as 50S ribosomal protein L18, chloroplastic-like. Gene Ontology annotation, molecular function: 5S rRNA binding; structural constituent of ribosome. Gene Ontology annotation, cellular component: ribosome. The record is from RefSeq and is a predicted model, not a curated record. The coding region runs from base 69 to 566 and encodes 165 amino acids. Gene Ontology annotation, biological process: translation. NCBI's taxonomy places the organism in Eukaryota, Viridiplantae, Streptophyta, Magnoliopsida, Lamiales, Lamiaceae. The transcript has 3 exons.
CUUGCAUUCUAGCUAGUUCAGCUGCUUCAUCAACAGAGAGCGAAAGAGAGAGACUGAGGGAGAGAGAGAUGUGGUGCAAUUCCACUUCCAUUUCGCUUUCGUUUCUUCAGACGACCAUCCAACACAGCCAGCUCUCCAAUGGAGUUUUCCCCAAUUCCGUGCAAAUAGCUCCCCACCGCCGCCUCGUCGUCGAAGCCGCCGCCACCACCCGAAGAGAGGACCGAACUGCUCGUCACAUUCGCAUUCGCAAGAAGGUUGAAGGGACACCCGAGAGGCCAAGAUUGUGUGUUUUUCGCUCCAACAAGCACAUCUAUGCUCAAGUAAUUGAUGAUACAAAGAUGCACACUCUUGCUUCAGCCUCAACUAUGCAAAAACCUAUCUUAGAGGAGUUUGACUACAGCUCUGGCCCAACUAUUGAUGUUGCCAAGAGAGUGGGUGAAGCCAUCGCUAAAGCUUGUCUGGAGAAAGGGAUCGAGAAGGUGGCCUUUGACCGGGGUGGUUACCCCUACCAUGGCCGGAUCGAGGCUCUAGCCAAUGCUGCAAGGGAGUAUGGUCUGCAGUUUUGAAGUGGAGAGAGUUAGGUUAUUCAUCAAGUUAAUGUUGUUCUGCAAAUUAAUGUUUGUCAAAUAUUCAUGAAAAUAUCAUUUGGGAUUGUCGGAAACUUGUGUUCAUGUUCUGUAAUUUCUUGUAAGUUGUAACACAUAUAUGAAGAAUCAAUCAUGCGGCUCUCCUUGUUUCGGUUUUA